UGUGUAACAUCCAGUAAACGUUGUAAGGCAAGAAGCUGAAGGAGUGGGAGAUGUGAAGGGAGGAAGUAUUGUGCCGACCCAAAACUCCUCCGACCGCCUGGGCAGCAUACCACACACCCAUCAAUCAGCCUCUCCUAACUGUGACGCACACGGCGCCCAUUUGUUGCACUGCAGCUCGUGUUAGCGGUUAGCCUAACAGGGAACAGCAAGCACACUUUUAAAAGAAAAAAAAAAAAAACAAUAAUUGAUGUCUUAGGUAGCUACGGGUACAAGAAAUUCAUGUCGUCAACUCCAUCCGUCCAUUUUCCAAGCCGCUUAUCCUCACAAGGCUCAGCCAACUUUAGGCAUUAGUCAACACAUUGACGUGACCUCGCGUCACCUCUAACAUGGGUGGUGUUAUGGUAUUUUUAGCUGCAUAUUUUCAUCUUUGUAGCUUUUGCAGUGUAGUUUUUCUAUUUUGAUUUAUGAAUGACGUUAAAACCGUGUCAUUGUUGCGCUUUUUUCCUGCAGCUUGUAAGAGAAACGUUUAUUAUCAGAUUUUAUUUUUCAGCCAACCUAGUGAGGUAACUGUGCUUUCUUUGAAGCUUUAACAUGUUACCAAUGAUUCAAAUGUCAUUUUUGCUCGUGUUUGUGUUUUGCUUUUCUUUUUAGCUAGUGAGCUGAUUGUGCAGCUACUGAGCUAACUUUUGCUGUAGCGUGUAUUCGGUCGCCAAUAGCCAUCAGCUAAACGUGAUUUCUGCUUAUGAGCGAAACGUUUGUUUGUUGUUUUUAAGUUUUGUCUUUCGCUCGGGAGCUAAACGUGCUGUUGUUUUCAUUUUUUAAUGAUUUUUGAGGAAGUGUUGCGAGUGCCUUUAAUUUUCACCUUUUGUCGUGAACUGAACUUGCCAUCGUCUUGUUACUUGGUCUUUUGAUGUUACAUGAUGAUGAUGAUCAUAUAUAUAUAUAUAUACUUUAUACUUUUUUUGCAUUAUCGCUAGUGAGCUAAACGUGCCGUUGUUCGACGAGAGCGAUAACGGCCGAAGUUGUCCGGUUCGGCGCGGCCUCCCUCCGUGACAAAAGUGGAAAAAGAAAAGGUGGGCGAACCGGUCGAGCAGGUAAACCGAGGCCUCCGCCCAGAAGAGACUCCCCGGGUUGUUGUGUUCCUCUUCUUCCUCUUCUUCUUUUUUUUUUUUUUUUUUUUUUCUUCUCUCUCGUCCUUGUCACCGUUAUUUGAGGCGCGCAUGCGCCCUGCCGCCCCACGCCCUUCUCUUAAGCGAGUACCUGUGCGGGCCGCGUCCGUACCGCUCGAUCCGCCAACGUUCCGGCGAGCCUGCCCGGGGCUCCCGAAGCCGGGCUCCCUCCCUCGUUCCCUCCUUCCCUCCCUCCCUCCUUCCCUCCCUCCCAGUCGAAUAGCGGACUCGACUCCCUCACCUGCGUGCCACACCGCCGAAGGGAGAAGAGCUCAGGUGUACGCGGGCGAGGAGGAAAGACAGGAAGAAGGAAGGAAGGAAGGAAGGAAAAAGAGGGACACGGAGUUGCAGUCAACAUGCCCCGAGCCUUCUUGGUCAAGAAGGCCAACGUGUCGCCGGGCAAGCGGAACUGGAGCGAGCUGCCGGACAACGAGCGAGGCGACGUCUACAUCCCGGAUUUGCCACAAAACCUUCCAGUAUCAGCGCAUGUUGAACAGACACAUGAAAUGUCACAACGAGACCAAGCGCCACCUGUGCACCUUCUGCGGCAAAGGAUUCAACGACACCUUCGACCUCAAGAGACACGUGCGCACGCACACGGGAGUGCGCCCGUACAAGUGUGAGCUGUGCGACAAGGCCUUCACGCAGCGUUGCUCGCUGGAGUCGCACAUGAAGAAGAUCCACGGCGUGACGCUGCAGUACGCCUACAAGGAGCGGCGCAACAAGCUGUACGUGUGCGAGGAGUGCGGCCACACGGCGGCCACCCAGGACGAGCUCCUGCUGCACCUCCACUCGCUGCAUCCCGACAGCGUCUUCUUGAAGGGGAAGGGGCCGCGGCGGGGCGAGGGCGAGUCGGCGCCGGGCUCCCCGCAAGGAGCCGACAGCGACGACACCACGGGCUCGUUGGGCCACUGACGGCGGGACCGGGAGCCCGGAGGAUGGAAAGCGCAACAAGCAGUUUGACUUCUACGUGGGACUCCGACUUGUCACCUAUGAACAUUCUUUUCCACUUUUUUUUUUUUAAUCGCAUGUGAAUAUCGUCGGUGGGAUUUUAAUGUAAAGCGACAUCAUCUGCGUUUUCUAUUGGGGGGGGGGGGGGCGUUUA
Syngnathoides biaculeatus (alligator pipefish) is the source of this 2274-nucleotide messenger RNA. Its product is annotated as putative transcription factor Ovo-like 1. Gene Ontology annotation, cellular component: nucleus. The transcript is spliced from 3 exons. The record is from RefSeq and is a predicted model, not a curated record. NCBI's taxonomy places the organism in Eukaryota, Metazoa, Chordata, Actinopteri, Syngnathiformes, Syngnathidae. Gene Ontology annotation, molecular function: RNA polymerase II cis-regulatory region sequence-specific DNA binding; DNA-binding transcription factor activity, RNA polymerase II-specific. Gene Ontology annotation, biological process: epidermal cell differentiation; regulation of transcription by RNA polymerase II. The coding region runs from base 1221 to 2084 and encodes 287 amino acids.